Messenger RNA from Exophiala bonariae, 2037 nucleotides. RefSeq lists its product as uncharacterized. The coding region runs from base 1 to 2037 and encodes 678 amino acids. The record is from RefSeq and is a predicted model, not a curated record. The transcript is spliced from 7 exons. Lineage: Eukaryota; Fungi; Ascomycota; Eurotiomycetes; Chaetothyriales; Herpotrichiellaceae.
AUGAGCUGGUGCAAACUAAACGAUCCAAUAUUAGACACAAACGAAAAACCAUUUCCUUGCCCACGUUGUGAGCAGGCAUUCCAACGGUCUGAUGUUCGGGCUCUGCAUGUCAAGAAGACCCACGGAAUAGACUUCAUUGCGAUUAACCUCGCCAACAACGAGAAUUCCGAGCCGAGAAGGAAACGCGUCAAAACCGCUUGUAAUCUCUGUCGGAGGCCUCAAGAUUUAGACCUUGGCUUUGAUGGUUCAAAUGCGGACUUGAUCAUCGAAGACGAUUCAGACCUCCAACUGGAGGCCACUGAUUCAUCGCUGACCACAGGCUUCGUGUUCGAGAGGGAAAAUAUCCAACAGGAGGCCAGCUUUCCACAAGUAUUGGUGCCUGAUUCAUUUUCACCCGCACCCAGGACAACGCAGGUAUCGAUAACGACGCCCAUCCCAAUCUCUCUGCCAGUAGAUGUUGUGCCUGGCCCUGAUACUGCAAUAAUGUUUCAGACCGAUGUUGAGACAAACGUGCUUACAGAAUUAUGGCAAGUCCCUCUCCUGAGUGGCGAGGCCUGGUGGGAGGAUCUCGAUUUUGGGAGCAAUAGCCUCACAACCGCCAUGCCUGAUCUUGCUGCAGACCCACUGUCUCCUCCGGCACAUAGCUACUCGCGAAUGAUGCAGGACUAUUUUGAUCAAAGAUCGCGAGCAAGGUGUCCAUCCCCAGACAAAGAGGCGGCCAUGUGGUACUCAGCUCCAGCAAGUCUAUGGGAUCAUGACCUUGAGAUUCUCAAUGUUUAUGUCAAUCUCUUCGCCCGUAAUGUACCAAGAUUUUUCAGACUCUUUGAAGAUCUCACUAUGACCUUUACAACACGACCAGAUUAUGUUCUUGCGGUCGGCGCUGUUGGAGGGUUAUACUGUGCCACUACUGGCAGCUUUGAAUUUUCAAAAGCCAUGUACAAUGACUCACGAAGACUGCUUCUAGCCUCAACCAAAGCUGCUGGUUGGUACACCAAGAAUAACCCAGACUAUGAAGAAGUUAUGACAAUCGUCAAGACGUACAUUUUGAAUGAGAUAUAUGGACUUAGUAGUGGUGAUAAGCGAAGUUACGAGUUCGUGGAAGUCUUCCAUCAAGAUCUUGCAAAGGCUAUACAGAUACUCAACACUUUAAGUAUAGCAGCUACCCCAUCUUCCAGGAGGUCUGAGAUCAACCUUUUGAAGGAAGGUCUGUAUAUCCUUGAUUGCUACAGGAUCUGCAUUCUUCAAAGACCUCCUUCGCUUCUCUGGCAGCAUCUCGAUCCGCAGCAGAUCCCAGAGCCCGUAGAUACAGCUCCUGACGACAUAAACUACCUUCUGUUGGCAAUCAGCCAUCCAGGCCAUUCGAUAGCACCCGGCUCCCUUGAACGUCGCAGCCUGGGAGCUUUGUCGGCCUUGGCGCCUUUUCUGUGGCGUGUUAUGCGACUCGCUCCAGCAGGCGUCGAUCCAACCAAACCAUUAUCAAAGCCUGAAUUUAUCGAGUUGGCUAUCGAUAAGUGGCUACGGUCUCACCGAUAUCCUGCUGAUCGCGCAGCUGUCAUUCUCUCCCACUUUAUGAACGUCGCUAUACACACGAAUCUGCUUGUAAUUCAAAACUAUGCACAUCUAACACUAAAUAAAGACGGUUCAAAUAAAGGUAGUGACCCUUAUCAAGCCUCUAUCACAAGAUGGGCCAACGGAAGACACUAUCAAAUUGCCAAAUGGCACGCAGAAAGAACGCUUCAAAGUGGAGAAAUGGAAGAGUCUCUUGGCUCGAAAGAAGAUUACAAUUCUGCACGGCGCAGGGAGACUGAUCAGACAGCUUCGACAUUAAGCGCCCAAAACGGAUCAAUUGAUGUUGCCCACGUACCCUACGCAGUAUACUACGCCACAUUAGUACUGUGGUGUGGGAGUGCCGUACAAGAGUCAGGGACUGACGUCGAAAGGCAGUCUUAUUUGAUCCGGGGCAGAAACAUCCUCCUACGACACAAGCUGCGUAUAGCAUCCCUCCUAGAGCGUGUUCUCAGACAAGUGGGGAAAUGA